UCAGUCGUCAUCUUCUUCCAAGUCUUCUCGUAUUCGCUAAGCCAAACAAGUCUUCGUCAGAAGCAAGUCGACGCGUUUCUCGUUGUUGAAGAAAGGCCUCCCAACCACCUCCGACUUCAGCCUGCUAAUAAAUAAGCCCUCGAAUCUCAGUUUCAGAGAGAGGGAGAGCGAGAGAGAGAGAGAGGGAGCGGAGGCUUGGAAAGAUGUCGAUGGCGUCGCAGGAGCAUGUGGAGAAGAUGCAGCUCCGCCAGAACUACCGGAACCUCUGGCACUCCGAUCUCAUAGGAACUAUUAAGACCGACACUCCCUAUUGCUGCGUUGCGUUCUGGUGUGGUCCAUGUGUCUCGUACCUCCUCCGCAAGCGAGCCCUUUAUGGUGAUAUGUCAAGGUACACUUGCUGUGCUGGAUAUAUGCCCUGCAGCGGUCGGUGUGGAGAAAGUCGAUGCCCAGAGUUUUGCCUUGGCACUGAGGUUUUCUUGUGCUUUGGAAAUUCUGUAGCAUCAACCCGAUUUCUGUUGCAAGAUGAGUUCAACAUACAGACAACACAGUGUGACAAUUGCAUUAUUGGUUUCAUGUUAUGUCUUCAACAAAUUGCAUGCAUCUUUUCCAUUGUUGCAAUGAUUGUUGGAAGCGAGGAAAUUCAAGAGGCUUCUCAACUACUGUCUUGUUUGUCUGAUAUGGUUUAUUGCACGGUUUGUGCAUGUAUGCAGACACAACACAAGAUCGAAAUGGACAAAAGAGAUGGUAAAUUCGGGCCACAACCUGCAAUGGCUGUGCCGCCUGUCCAGCAGAUGUCACGCCUCGAUCAGCCAUAUCCUCCCACUGUCGGGUAUCCACCUCCACCAGCAUACCCUCCACCAGGUUAUCAAAGGUGAUUGUUGCAGUGUGCAUUCUUGAUAUAGUUAGCCAUGCAUCAUUCAUUCAGUAAUUGAACUAGGCACUUCAGCCCUCGGAUUGCUAUUCUGGGAACGAGAUGCGUCCGUGAACUAAGUUGCGCAUGAGCGCCUAGGUUUUUAAAAUAUGGAGUGUAAAGAAUAGUGGUUUGAACAUACAACUAGCUUGUUAUCUAUACUUUUGUGCGGAUUUGCAUUUGAGCUUGCAUGUGUACUUGCAAAUUUAUGUGUGGAUAUAACUAUGGAUCAGCAUUCUUGGAAUUCCAUUCAGUUUCUGUUGCUGCUUACUAAA
This is a messenger RNA of Diospyros lotus (date-plum), 1185 nucleotides long. RefSeq lists its product as uncharacterized. The transcript is spliced from 8 exons. The coding region runs from base 204 to 875 and encodes 223 amino acids. The record is from RefSeq and is a predicted model, not a curated record. Lineage: Eukaryota; Viridiplantae; Streptophyta; Magnoliopsida; Ericales; Ebenaceae.